CCAUCAUUUUUGUUGUUCUUUCAUCUUUAAGCUUAUUAGUUAUUACCCAAUACAUCAUCUAUUUUCUUAUCUUCUUCUUCAUCAUCAUCAAACCAACACACACAGAACAACACAAUGGCAGGGAUAGGGCUAUCACUACCAUCAAACUCCACUCACAGACCUGCAUUCUCAUCCUCCACACCUCGAUCUUCAUCUCCUCGAUGCUGUUUAUCCUCCGUUAAGAUGACGGUUUCCGUCGAUGAGCAGAAGAAAACCUUCACUCUCAAGAAAUCCGAAGAAGCUUUCAAUGCCGCUAAGGAAUUGAUGCCAGGAGGUGUUAAUUCCCCGGUACGUGCUUUUAAAUCAGUUGGUGGUCAACCUAUCGUAAUUGACUCAGUAAAGGGUUCACACAUGUGGGACAUUGACGGGAAUGAAUACAUCGAUUAUGUUGGUUCAUGGGGUCCCGCUAUCAUUGGGCAUGCAGACGACGAGGUACUUGCAGCCUUAGCCGAAACAAUGAAAAAAGGAACCAGUUUCGGUGCACCGUGUCUUCUCGAAAACGUACUGGCUAAAAUGGUCAUAUCAGCCGUACCUAGUAUAGAAAUGGUUCGGUUCGUCAACUCAGGAACCGAAGCAUGCAUGGGUGUGCUUCGGUUAGCCCGCGCCUUCACCGGAAGAACAAAAAUAAUCAAAUUCGAAGGCUGUUACCACGGUCAUGCGGACCCGUAUCUAGUCAAAGCCGGUAGCGGGGUCGCUACUCUCGGGCUUCCGGACUCCCCCGGUGUCCCGAAAUCCGCUACCGCAGACACCCUAACAUCCCCGUACAACGAUAUCACAACCGUCGAAAACCUUUUUAACGCACACAAAGGUGAAAUAGCUGCGGUUAUACUCGAGCCCGUUGUAGGAAACGCAGGCUUCAUUAAACCAAAACCCGAGUUUCUAAACUUUCUUAAGAAGAUCACGAAAGAAAACGACGCGCUACUUAUAUUCGAUGAAGUUAUGACGGGUUUCCGUUUGGCUUACGGUGGGGCCCAGGAGUAUUUCGGUGUAACACCGGAUUUAACGACUUUGGGAAAGAUUAUCGGUGGCGGACUUCCGGUGGGUGCUUACGGUGGUAGGCGGGAGAUAAUGGAGAUGGUGGCACCUGCGGGACCCAUGUACCAAGCCGGGACCCUUAGCGGCAACCCGCUAGCCAUGACCGCCGGGAUUCACACCCUCAAACGACUUCAAGAACCGGGGACGUAUGAGUACCUGGACAAAAUAACGGGUCAACUUAUCGGGGGUAUUGUAGAUGCGGGAAAAAAGGCCGGGCACGCGAUUUCUGGAGGACAUAUUAGUGGUAUGUUCGGGUUUUUCUUCACCGAUGGUCCGGUUUAUAGUUUUGAAGAUGCUAAAAAGAGUGAUACGGCUAAAUUCGCUAAGUUUUAUCGGGCAAUGUUGGAAGAAGGUGUUUAUUUUGCUCCUUCCCAGUUUGAGGCCGGGUUUACGGGCUUGAAACAUACAGAGGAAGAUAUUCAACGAACGAUAGAUGCUGCUGAGAAGGUAUUUAAGGAUCUUUAGAUUCAGUUGAGUUUUGUUCUUUAUUUAGGUUGUGUUGAGUUUGUAGCCAUGAUCUGCAGUUGUAUUUGACGUUUUCGUGUUAGUGCAUCUACUUUCGUUCACGUAACAGACUUUAAUUCCGUAAAAUAUGCGUUUAUAUCUUUCGUUGAUUA
Messenger RNA from Helianthus annuus (common sunflower), 1691 nucleotides. RefSeq names its product glutamate-1-semialdehyde 2,1-aminomutase, chloroplastic. NCBI's taxonomy places the organism in Eukaryota, Viridiplantae, Streptophyta, Magnoliopsida, Asterales, Asteraceae. Gene Ontology annotation, cellular component: chloroplast. The transcript has 3 exons. Gene Ontology annotation, biological process: tetrapyrrole biosynthetic process. Gene Ontology annotation, molecular function: pyridoxal phosphate binding; transaminase activity; glutamate-1-semialdehyde 2,1-aminomutase activity. The record is from RefSeq and is a predicted model, not a curated record. Bases 115 to 1539 code for a protein of 474 amino acids.